This is a messenger RNA of Amyelois transitella, 1296 nucleotides long. RefSeq names its product 1,5-anhydro-D-fructose reductase. Gene Ontology annotation, molecular function: aldose reductase (NADPH) activity. NCBI's taxonomy places the organism in Eukaryota, Metazoa, Arthropoda, Insecta, Lepidoptera, Pyralidae. The transcript is spliced from 6 exons. Gene Ontology annotation, cellular component: cytosol. The record is from RefSeq and is a predicted model, not a curated record. The coding region runs from base 78 to 1088 and encodes 336 amino acids.
UGAAGUGUGGCAUCCAAGUGCGCUUCACUUUUAUUAAUUCAGUACGGAGUUUCACCUUUUACAGUAAAAUAAGAAAAAUGAAAUUUGUUACAUUAUCGCCAACUAAAGAUUUAAUGCCAACUUUGGGUCUAGGAACUUGGCAGGCUCCGCCAGAUGUUAUAGAAACUGUAGUAUAUAAGGCGUUGGAUCUCGGGUACAGACAUAUUGAUACAGCAUUUAAUUAUAACAAUGAGGAAGCAAUAGGAAAUGCUAUCAAAAAGUGGAUUAAUGAUGGUAAAGGUACAAGAAAAGAUUUAUUUAUUACAACCAAGUUGCCGCACGUUGGUAACCGCGCGUCCGACGUAAAGAAGUUCCUAGAUUUGCAGCUUCAGCGUCUCCAGCUAGACUACGUAGAUUUGUACCUGAUCCACGUGGCGUUCGGCUUCCAUUACGACCCCGACAAGCUGACGCCGCUCGUCAAGCCCAACGGAGAGUACGAGCUAGAUAUGGAAACCAAUCAUGUCGAAACGUGGAAAAAAAUGGAAGAAUGUAAAGAGGAAGGCCGUAUUCGCAACUUAGGACUAUCAAACUUCAACGAGGCUCAGAUAUCGAAAAUCAUCAAGGAGGCCACCAUAAAGCCACAGGUUCUGCAGGUGGAGUUGCACGCGUAUUUCCAACAGAUGGAGCUGCGAAAAUUCUGUGCCGACCACGAUAUCAUAGUGACUGCGUAUGCGCCGCUUGGUAGUCCCGGCGCGAAGGACCAUUUUGUUAGCAAGUAUAAUUAUAGUCCUGAUACUUUUCCUGACUUAUUGGGGCUGCCAGAAGUAAAACAGAUAGCUGAGAAUCAUUCGAAGACGCCUGCUCAAGUAUUGCUAAAUUUCUUGGUGAAACAACAAAUCGUAGUUAUACCGAAGAGUACAAGCGAGCAUAGACUGAAGGAAAAUAUGGAUAUAUACGACUUCGAAUUGCUACCAGCGGAAAUGAAUGUGUUGAAAAAGUUAGACAAAGGCGAGAGUGGGCGCAUCUUCAAUUUCCUGUUUUGGAAAGGCGUAGAAAAGCAUCCCGAAUACCCAUUUAAAUUGCCUGCUUUAGAGGCGGCUCAAGUUUAAUAAGCGUGUUGAUAUAUUAUAAACAUUCUAGUCUAUCACUACCUCCAAUUAAUUGUUAACUAGAUUUAAAAUAUGCUAUGACAGAGUCAUAUCGUAACAGCAGUAGGUAUAUGCAAUAUACGCUUGCUGUAUAGCUUUACGAAAGGACUGAUGAAGAAUGUUAAUUUAUUGUGCUUUGAGCAUAAAUUAUGUUAAAGUUAAUGGUUUU